CACUGCGGCAGCCGGGCCGCAGGUGCCGCCCAUAACACACGGUGUCCCGCCUAAGCCGAAACGCGUCUGCCGUCGGUCGGUGAGUGUGUGCGCUUCGUCGGUCCGCGUGUGUCUGUCUGGUCGAGCACACUCUCCCUCUGCGGCCAUGACUCCGCCGCCACCCCAGCCACCGCCCUCAGGCCCGAACCCCGCCGCAGACUCCGCUGCCGACCCCCGUCCCGGGCCUGGACCCCUGGUCGUACUGUUCGGGGCCACGGCGGGUGCGCUGGGGCAGGACCUGGGCUCCGACGAGACCGACUUAAUCCUCCUAGUCUGGCAAGUGGUGGAGCCGCGGAGCCGCCAGGUGGGGACAUUGCAUAAAUCGCUGGUACGCGCCGAGGCGGCCGCGCUGAGCCCGCAGUGCCGCGAGGCGAGCGGCCUGAGCGCCGACAGCCUGGCGCGGGCCGAGCCGCUGGACAAGGUGCUGCAGCAGUUCUCACAGCUGGUGAGCGGGGAUGUGGCUUUGCUGGGCGGGGGCCCCUACAUGCUCUGCACUGAUGGGCAGCAGCUGCUGCGACAGGUCCUGCACCCUGAGGCCUCCAGGAAGAACCUGGCGCUCCCCGACACCUUCUUCUCCUUCUACGACCUCCGCAGAGAGUUCCACGUGCAGCACCCGAGCACCCACCCUGCCAGGGACCUCACUGUGGCCACCAUGGCACAGGGUAUCUGUGACCUAGCAGGAUUACGGUGGAGGGGCAGCUGUAGGCUGAAUGUCUCUGAGUAUGUGCAUGCUGACUUGGGGCUGGAGACGGAUGCCACAGAGGACGAUUUUGGGGUGUGGGAAGUGAAGACAAUGGUAGCUGUCAUCCUCCACCUGCUUGAUGGACCCAGCGGUCAACUGUUUUCGAAGCCCGAAGUGGUAAAGCAGAAAUAUGAGACAGGGCCUUGCAGCAAGGCCGACGUGGUGGACAGCGAGACUGUGGUUCGGGCUCGUGGCCUGCCCUGGCAGUCGUCAGACCAGGACGUGGCUAGAUUCUUCACAGGGCUUAAUAUUGCCAGGUGGGUACAGCAGCACGGGUGGACCCAGGAGGGCAGGCCUACCCAGGAGGCACUAACGCAGCACUGGCUCCACAGGGGUGGUGUAGCACUGUGCCUCAAUGCCCAGGGCCGCAGAAAUGGUGAGGCCCUCAUCCGUUUUGUGGACAGCGAGCAGCGGGACCUAGCACUGCAGAGACACAAGCACCACAUGGGUGUCCGCUAUAUUGAGGUGGGGCUCUGGGCUUGGGAGCGGAGCAGGGCAGAGCUGAGGCCAGGCAAGCAUGAAACUCAUGGACUGUUCCCACAGGUAUAUAAAGCAACAGGAGAGGAGUUUGUAAAGAUCGCAGGGGGCACUUCACUAGAGGUGGCUCGUUUCCUGUCACGGGAAGACCAAGUGAUCCUGCGGCUGCGGGGACUGCCCUUCUCGGCUGGGCCAGCAGAUGUGCUAGGCUUCCUGGGGCCAGAGUGCCCAGUGACUGGGGGUGCCGAUGGGCUGCUCUUUGUGCGCCACCCUGACGGCCGGCCCACUGGUGAUGCCUUUGCCCUCUUCGCCUGUGAGGAGCUGGCACAGGCUGCAUUACGCAGGCAUAAGGGCACGCUGGGUAAGCGAUACAUUGAACUCUUCCGGAGCACUGCAGCCGAGGUGCAGCAGGUCCUGAACCGCUAUGCCUCCAGCCCACUCCUUCCCACACUGACUGCUCCACUGCUGCCUAUCCCCUUCCCACUGGCAGCUGGGACCGGGAGAGACUGUGUACGCCUUCGAGGCCUGCCCUACACAGCCACCAUCGAAGACAUCCUAAGCUUUCUGGGGGAGGCAGCGGCUGACAUUCGGCCCCAUGGUGUGCACAUGGUACUCAACCAGCAGGGCCGGCCGUCGGGUGAUGCCUUCAUCCAGAUGACAUCAGCAGAGCGGGCCCUAGCUGCUGCUCAGCGUUGCCAUAAGAAAGCAAUGAAGGAACGCUAUGUGGAGGUGGUCCCCUGCUCCACAGAGGAGAUGAGCCAUGUCCUGAUGGGGGGCACCUUGGGCCGCAGUGGCAUGUCCCCUCCACCCUGCAAGCUGCCCUGCCUCUCACCGCCCACCUACGCCACCUUCCAGGCCACCCCAACACUCAUUCCCACUGAGACAGCAGCUCUGUAUCCCUCUUCAGCACUGCUCCCAGCCGCCAGGGUGCCCGCUGCCCCCACCCCGGUUGCCUACUACCCAGGGCCAGCCACUCAACUCUACAUGAACUACACAGCUUACUACCCCAGCCCCCCAGUCUCCCCCACCACUGUGGGCUACCUCACCACGCCCCCUGCUGCCCUGGCCUCUGCUCCCACCUCAGUGUUGUCCCAGCCAGGAGCCCUGGUCCGUAUGCAGGGUGUCCCAUACACAGCUGGUAUGAAGGAUCUGCUCAGCAUCUUCCAGGCCUACCAGCUAGCCCCUGAUGACUACACCAGUCUGAUGCCUGUUGGUGACCCACCUCGCACUGUGCUACAGGCCCCCAAAGAAUGGGUGUGUUUGUAGGUGAGGGAGCCAGGAGGUAAGAGCUGGCUGAUGUCCUCAGCUAACAGGACUCUCCUGCAUCCAGAGAACCAGCGCCCUCAACCUGGUUGGUAGCUUCUUUCUGGCUUGUCAAAGUUCUCAGAAAGCCCCCAGAGGAGCUCAAGCCCCAGCUCCAUCCCCCCUACUUAUUACUCUGCGUGUUCAUCCCAAAGAUGAUGGCUGGACCCUGAAUGCAGGGCUGGGGGUGGAAUGUCACCACCCUGCUCCCAGUGGUCUGAUCUGGGCCUCUUAAGUAGCAGAGAGCCUUUGUUCUGUUUUGGCUAUGGUCCAUGCCUACAGAUUCCAUAGGGCUGAUGUCCAUAGCAGGCUUGCUUUCUUUUUAAAAAAUGUAAACCCUGGUGCCUUCAGCGUAUGACUCCAGGGGACUUCUGAGUAAAGAUCCCAAUGUUCUACCUUCCCCUGUCCCUUCUGGUGGGGGGCAGGGGGGCAGAGAGCGCUGGCCCCAGUCCCCAGGAUACUGACCUCCGUGGUCACAUUGCACCAGGGGUGGUCCCACCUAAGGAUGCUAGCCCCCCUCUAGCUUGACACAAAGAAUAGAUGGCAGAUGGCAAAAAUCACAGGCUUGUUUUGAUGGACUGCAUUGCAAUAUCCUCAGAGGACAAUAGGGGGCAGGAGGCCCUCACACAAAAACUCAGGCUUGACUUUUAAAGGGACUUCUGCCUACUUUUCAUGCACACCUUGGGCAGGUCAGUUGUCCUGAACUCAGCAGACACCUUGGAAUGUCCUUUGCACCCAUUAGAGGGUGCUGAACUGAAGCUUCGGAAGGAAUUUGGAACUCUACCCUCUCCUCCGUAAAAUAAACAAAGGUUCCCAACCAAGUGGACUUUUUAAAAGCCAAAGUGCCCUUCACUUUGGCACAGAGUGAGGGGCUCCACACCAGCCCUAUGCAGAGGAACACUCAGGCAGAUUUCAAGGAGACUGUUGACCUGUCACCGUUUAUUAUUUCAGCACUGUAACUGAGGAGCCUGAAUUGCUGGCUCUUCUUCCCUUUGUAUUUGUGUAAGGAGCGCUGUACUCCUAUAAAAGGUUUUAAAAUACAAAA
Lagenorhynchus albirostris (white-beaked dolphin) is the source of this 3605-nucleotide messenger RNA. RefSeq names its product epithelial splicing regulatory protein 2 (gene ESRP2). The record is from RefSeq and is a predicted model, not a curated record. Gene Ontology annotation, molecular function: RNA binding. Bases 146 to 2524 code for a protein of 792 amino acids. NCBI's taxonomy places the organism in Eukaryota, Metazoa, Chordata, Mammalia, Artiodactyla, Delphinidae. The transcript is spliced from 13 exons. Gene Ontology annotation, cellular component: ribonucleoprotein complex.